AGCUCUCUCUCUCUCUCUCUCGCCCUCUUUCUCUCAGGAAGCAUGCAGCUGAUGCUCUACUCCAGAGCAGCUGGGUUAAACUCUAGGACACACUGACGCCGAGGGGUCCAGGGACACAGCAUACCGCUGCACCCUGACCUUUUUAAAGGGGCAAUCUGGGAUUGGGAUACAUCCUGCUGGAACACGGACAUCCUGGAUGAGUAGUGGGCAGUGAUGAGUGACAGGGAGGCAGCCCAGGCCCAUGUCCUUCUGUCAUCACAGGGCCACCAGACAGCCCUCCACCGAGCAGCCAUGGUGGGGAACAGUGAUAUCAUAGACGGACUCAUCAAGGGAGGCUGCGCUCUAGACCUGCAGGACAAGGACGGCAACACGGCGCUCCAUGAGGUCUCAUGGCAUGGCUUCUGUCAGUCAGUCAAACUGUUGGUCAAGGCUGGGGCUGACGUUCACGCCAGGAACAAGGCAGGAAACACAGCUCUCCACCUGGCCUGUCAGAACGCCAAUGCUCAGAGCGCCCACGUGCUGCUGCUGGGAGGCUCCAGACCAGACAUCAAGAACAAUGUGGGGGACACCUGUUUGCAUGUGGCAGCACGUUACAAUCACCUGGCCAUGAUCAAGAUUCUGGUGGGCGCCUUAUGCUCUGGUACGGAGAAAAACAAGGCAGGUCCCAGCUUGAUUUUAUGCAGGGAAGACUGCCCUGGACAGGCCAGAGACUACAACCACAAAGACGUGUCUCUCCUGCUGGCCAGAGCUCCUCAGAAGAAGAAUGAAUGGCCAUCCGACCUCCACAGGAAGAGCAGACUGUGUACAUAUGAUGAAGCCCCUCCCACAACGGCAAAACCUAUCAGAAUACCCCUGUACCGCGACAAGGACGGCAAUGUCAAACAGGCCCCAGCCAAUGGCUGCCACUGUAAGCCCCUGAUCAAGAGGCUAGAGGGAGAGCUGAACGCCACUAAAGAGGAGAUGAGGACACAGAUGCUGACGGUUCAGGAGCAAGUCUAUACUAGGCUUGGGAGGAUGGACCGCAAGAGCAUACACCAGAUCAAAGUGCUGGACAUGCUGACCCAGGAGAGGGUGGCAGCAGAGAGGAUGGAGUGUCUCUACAGGAUGGACCAGAGAGCUGCCCAGGGCAGAGAGGAGGCACAGAGGAGACAGGCAGCAGCGACUCAGGAGUUGAAGAGGUGGUGCAUGACUCAGAUCCAGGAUAUGGACCUCCACCUCCCAGCCGACCCCCAGUACUACAAGCUGCUCCCCUCUCCGUCUGUGGGGGACGAUGGAGACUCAGAGUGCCUCCCCCUGCUCUCUGUCUUCUCUGGGGACAGCAGCAGCUCUCUGGCUACCUACGUCAACCUGCUGCCAUGUCCCUCACCCUCACCCACCCACAAUGCACCACACAGUCUGGCGAUGGAGCAGGGCCAGGGUCAGGGGUCGGGCAGGAAGUACUUUGAGCUGAAGCUGGACAGAUCACCAGAUAACUACCAGAACACUACUCUUCUCCCUCUGCCAGCUCACCACCAUCACCCAGGAAUCCUCCUGAGCUCUACCGCCCCCCGGUGUCAGCAUCCAGAACGGCUCGACAAUCACAUUCCGGGGCUGAUCUGGGAGGGCUGCUCCAGCAGUGUCAGCAGCAGCCAGUCUCCCACCAGCAACUGGAAGCAGGGCCGGGGCCAGGACAGUCAUGGCUGGCACCACAGGAAGCACCUCCGGGACCGGAUCAGGACGCGCGGCCUGAUGAGACCACCCAGUGUCGGGACCAGGACCCUGGAGUUCUUCAUGGACAGACCUCCUGAGCCCACAUUCAGUCAGGAGAGAAACAACCUACACGCCAUGGAGGUGACCCAGAGGUUCUUUGAGACAGUGUCCACUCAGCUGGAGUGCUGGUAUGAGAGGAAGAUCCAGGAUGCCAAGCGGCAGGCAGAGCUCAGGGCACAGCAGGACAGGGCCGAACUCCUGCAGCGAAUUAGAAGCCUGGAGGAGGAGCUUGAACAGCUCAGGAUGACCAAUGGGAGCACAGACAGUUGAUGCCAACCGGGCUGACAUGAGUUUGAGCAGAGGAAGAGGCGAAGCGAGAGGGUUUACUCUGCCCAAAAUCUGUCCACGAAAAGUGAGGAAUUUUUUAUGGAGGACAAUGAGUCGAAUUUGGUUAAGAAAAACUUGAAUUGCUUACUUGAUCAAAUAAAAGCAUGUGUCAUUUCGCCAACUUAAAAAAAAUAAAACUUAAUCUGAGUUGUGCCUUUUGUUCACACGCGUAUCUGCCCUCUCAUUGGCUAGAAUAGUCCCACCURAUCUCGACUACUUUGGCCUGCCUUCCAUCAAAGACAAUACAGUGCUUCCAUCUUUGAGGACACUCAUUUCCAAUGUUAGUGUUCACUCGACUAUCUUGUCAAUAUAAUAGAUUGUCUUUGGUUUGACCCUUACCUUAACCUAAUUGUAACCAAUUUGAAAAUGA
Salvelinus sp. IW2-2015 is the source of this 2446-nucleotide messenger RNA. The record is from RefSeq and is a predicted model, not a curated record. NCBI's taxonomy places the organism in Eukaryota, Metazoa, Chordata, Actinopteri, Salmoniformes, Salmonidae.